ACCAUAAAAUGUUCAAAGCGCUGGUUCUUACUUUGUUAGUGCUUAGUUGCAAGCCGCGUCACUCAAGUGCCGCAAAGUCCCAAUUAAUCGACAUUUUAAAGAGUUUAAAGCUGACUGAAAAACUGUUUCGGACAGAUCAAGCCAAACAAGUCGCAUCCUUAGUGAGCAACGCUUUUACGGACUAUGCAAACUCCAGGAAAAAAUCAACAAAUCCAACCAGUCAAGUUUUCACGGGGUUCCUGAAGGUUGUGGGGUUUGAGGCCGAGAAAAUCGCCGCCAUAGCAAUUAACGGGUUAAUAUUUGUGGCUCAAUUGGUAAGUUGGAGCUUCGCUUUGUCCCUGCCGGAAACCACCUGGCGGGUUCCAUGAUUUCAGUUAGGGACCUCCCUGAUGUCGAAGUCCAGCAGGCGGACGGAAAACAUCGGCUCGGAAAAUCCCCUUGAUUGGGUGCUCGAAAAUGCCGACAUCGCCAUCCUCAUGACGAACAUUACCAGUCGCAACUUGCCCGAGUUUGUCAUCGAGUACGUAAAACAGCAAUCUCUGGACGAGGAAAGCGGUUGCGUGCAGCUGUUGAUAUGCAAGAUCUCCCCAUUUAUUUGGGGAAUGCAGGAAGCGUUCGAUUUGACAAAGAGCAGCCUGCGGCUUGGCCAGACCGCCUUCUUUCGAUACCUUCCUGCUAGAGCAGAAGUGCUAAAGCAAAGUGAGGUUUGCGACAGUGAAUAUCCGUAUUGUUACAACUAGCUCUUCAUCAGAGGAUUAUUACUUAAGUAUAAAGAAAAAAUAUAUUCCUUAUACUCUCA
Messenger RNA from Dendroctonus ponderosae (mountain pine beetle), 799 nucleotides. RefSeq lists its product as uncharacterized. The record is from RefSeq and is a predicted model, not a curated record. Lineage: Eukaryota; Metazoa; Arthropoda; Insecta; Coleoptera; Curculionidae. The transcript has a single exon.